Messenger RNA from Drosophila busckii, 1443 nucleotides. RefSeq lists its product as uncharacterized. The transcript has a single exon. NCBI's taxonomy places the organism in Eukaryota, Metazoa, Arthropoda, Insecta, Diptera, Drosophilidae. Bases 99 to 1352 code for a protein of 417 amino acids. The record is from RefSeq and is a predicted model, not a curated record.
GUGUCAAGUGCUCGCCACAAAAGCAUAAACAAUAAACAUAUAAAAUAAUUUAAGGCACAACGCUUCGUUUUUGAUUGACUACACCAUAAAUUGAAAGCAUGAGCUCUUCUAAUACCAAUACCAAUACCAAUACCAAUACCAACACCAACAAUGUGAGCAAUAUGUACAAUGCGAACGAUUCCAAGGCGAACUCUCGCUAUCACAUGUCCGCACUGUACGACAAUAACUCAGUGGUGCACACACGCUUCAUAACUGGCAGCAGAUAUGAGGGCGCCUGGAACUCUGGCACACAUACAAUGGACGGCCUCGGCACAUAUCGCUAUCCGGAUGGCAGCGAGUAUCGCGGCGGCUUCUUUCGCGGCAAGUUCCAUGGCUAUGGGCAUUUGAAGCUGUCGCAUCCGUAUCGCUUUACCAUCAAAGGCGUUUUCGAAAAGGGCAAGCUGACGAGCGUGAAGGACAUGUGGUUCAGCGAUGGCUUGCAUGUGAUGGGCGCCUUCAUUAAUGGCCAAUUCGUGGCCGAUGAUUGGGACUAUCUGACGCCUAAGGAUCGGCGUUAUCAAGCGGAGCGCGUCUAUGGCACACAGCCAGUGGGGCCCACAUCCUAUUUGACCAGCAACCUGGUUUCACGCAAAGUGCCCAAGAACUGCUACGAUGCGGAGGAAGGCAUAUUCAACGACAAGACGGGUUGGCUAACGGAGCGACCACAUCCCUUGAGCAGAGCUCUGUACAUCAGUUGUCCCAAUGAAAAGCGUUGGAUUAAGCGCCACUGCCGCGGCGAGCGCUCCAACGUCACUGUCGAGCCCUGCUCCAAGGACUGUCGCAAGAUCAUGCAAAACAAUUUGGAAACUGAGCAGAAACAGCUAAGAAAAAUUGUCAUCUACGCACCUGACAAGCAAUUCGAGCUGCAACGCUAUUAUCCCAAGCUAUGCAAGGACAUGGACCGCGCCGAUCGCUGUUCAUCGGAGCAUGAGUUUAAGUCGUCGCGCCUGCCAGGUCAGCCCGCAUCUCCUACUGAGGAAUGUCUACGCAAGCACAAGCAGCUGGAGAACGAGCGGGCUGAGGAAAUACUUAGACAGCACCAGCUACAUCAUCCAGAUGAACCACUGCCCGACUUGGAGCGUGCUCGCCAGUGGACCAGCAGCUCUGAGCUCAACAAUUUUGACUGCAGUGCCUCACUCUCAGUCUCGGAGAGUCCCACCGAUAACUCCUUACAAGAGAAGGUCAAGAAAUUCUACGCAAGCGCAGCGGUAAUGAACCAAAAGAAAGCCACCAGCACAUUGAAUGUGGUGCAAUCGAAUCUACAGCGGCCCAGCAGCUUUGUAGAUGUAUCACGCUCUAUAUUUCAGCUGUAGUUUGAGGGUCUAGUUAACUAGAAGUGUUAAAAAUAGUGUGCAGAAAUUUUAGUAUUAGGUGAUGAUAAAUAUUGCAUUGGAAAUAUAUUUC